Molecule: messenger RNA, 2148 nt
Organism: Malania oleifera
Lineage: Eukaryota; Viridiplantae; Streptophyta; Magnoliopsida; Santalales; Ximeniaceae
Product: pentatricopeptide repeat-containing protein At3g12770-like
Exons: 1
Coding region: 107-1978 (623 amino acids)
Biological process (GO): RNA modification
Molecular function (GO): protein binding; RNA binding
Source: RefSeq, a predicted model, not a curated record
AUUGAAAACACAGACGCAAAUAUUUUAUCGUCUCUCGCGUUUCCUAUAACCAAUUUAUGCCGCUGGGCGCAAUACCACAGAAUCCUCGCGACUAGCACACACACACAUGUGCAAGCUCCCGGCGGGCAGGGUAAGGCUUCACUCGCGCCUUAAUCUUUCGGCGGCAGAAGAACAAUCUUCGACCCUUUUCUUUAGGUCAAUCGAACCAGAUAAUUGCAUCUCUCAGAUCAACCGAUGUCGCACCCUCACCGCCCUCAAGUCCGUUCACGCCUCCAUGCUUCGAUGCCACCUUCACCUCAACCUCUUCUUUUCCACCAACCUUCUCUCCCACUAUGCCUCUCUCGGUUCCAUUACCCACGCCCAUGCCGUUUUUUGUACCUCCUCCUCUUCCGACCCUUUCCUGUGGAAUGCCAUGAUCCAAGCUUUCUCCGAUAACGCCCAUUACGACCGUUGCCUCUCCCUUUAUCGCCGGAUGCGGGAUUCGGGCGUCCCACCUGAUAAUUUCACUUUUCCGUUCGUUCUAAAGGCGUGCAGUUUUUUUCGAGCUUUUCCUUUCGGGAUUCAGGUCCAUGGGGAUGUGGUCUCUUUUGGGUGUGAAUCCAAUGGUUUUGUUUGCAACUCCCUCGUAGCUAUGUACGGUAAGUGCGAGCGGAUGGAGAUGGCCCGGCAGCUGUUCGACGAAAUGCCUGAGAGAAAUGUAGUCUCAUGGAGCUCAAUCAUGGGCGCGUGCGCACAAAACGGGUAUUUCGAGGAUGGGCUGUUUCUGUUCUCGCGGAUGUUGGAUGAGAAGCUCAGACCCAGCAGGGUUGCCGUCUUGUCUGCAAUGGCUUGUGUGGGUAAAGAAAAUCAGGCCGAUCACAUCUGUGGAGUUGUAAGAGGCCACGGGCUUGAUUCGGAUCAAUCUGUCCAAAAUGCAGCCAUGCGGAUGUACACCCGGUGCGGAAGAAUUGAUGUGGCUCGAAGACUUUUUGAUGAGAUACCUAUUAAGGAUUUGAUGUCUUGGACCUCCAUGAUUGAAGCUUAUGCGCAAGCCGCUCUGCCCUGGGAAGCCUUGGAGCUCUUCGAGCAGAUGAGGUUGCAAGGAAUUGUCCCUGAUUCUGUGACUCUUCUAAGCGUGAUCCGUGCUUGCUCAAGUUUAGCAUCUUACCUGCAGGCACGUCUCAUUCAUGGUUAUGUAACUCGGUGCUUUUCAAAAAAUCGAAUUGCACUUGAAACUGCCAUAAUUGAUCUUUAUGUCAAAUGUGGAAGCUUAGAAUAUGCUAGGAAAGUUUUUGAUUUAAUGCAUACAAAAAAUUUAAUCUCAUGGAGCACCAUAAUUUCAGGGUACGGGAUGCACGGCUGUGGGAGAGAAGCCCUCCUUCUCUUUGACCAGAUGAAAGCUUCAAUAAAGCCAGACCACAUCACAUUUGUGUCAGUAUUGUCAGCCUGCAGUCAUAGUGGGUUAAUAUCCGAAGGGUGGACCUGCUUCAACUCCAUGAGUAGAGAUUUUGAGCUCACGCCCAGACCUGAACAUUAUGCAUGCAUGGUUGAUCUCUUAGGCAGAGCCGGGAAACUGAUGGAAGCUCAAGCCUUUAUUGAGAGAAUGCCAAUAGCACCUGACAUCGGAGUCUGGGGAGCACUACUUGGAGCAUGUAGAGUUCAUUUAAACGUGGAACUUGCUGAAAUGGCUGCAAAAUCCUUAAUCAGUUUAGAUGCACAUAAUCCUGGUCGAUACGUUCUUUUGUCCAACAUUUAUGCAUCAUCAGGCAAAAGAAAGGAAGCAAACUGGAUAAGAAUACUAAUGAAAUGCAGAGGGGUGAGGAAAACUGCUGGCCACACUAUCAUAGAGAUUAAGAACAAGCUCUAUACAUUUGUCGCAGGUGAGAAGUCAAACCCUCAGGCAGAUUUAAUCCAUAUGGAGUUGGAGAAAAUGAUGGAUAGGAUACAACAAGAUGGGCAUGUGCCAGAUUUGAACUUUGUAUUGCAUGAUGUAGAGUAGGAGGUAAAGGAGAAAAUGUUGUGUGCCCAUAGGGAGAAGCUAGGCUAUUCUUUUUGGGCUUUUAAAUUCUGGCCGGAGUGUGUGAUUCAAAUAAGGAAUGGAGUGGGAUAAGAAAAAUGGAAUGGAUGGUGGAAUGGAAUGACAAUUCACAUUCCACUAUUUGGUGACAA